Messenger RNA from Symbiodinium sp. CCMP2592, 6195 nucleotides. NCBI's taxonomy places the organism in Eukaryota, Dinophyceae, Suessiales, Symbiodiniaceae. The record is from the annotation of a GenBank genome assembly.
AUGGAGGAGCGCACCUUGACCUAUCUCUGGGAAGAGAGGGACGGCGUCGCUGCCUUGGCGUGGAGGCUGCAUGUGAACUGGAGGAUUCCCCGAGCAGCCUUCCAGGAGUUCCACAAGACGAAGGCAGCACGUCGCAAGAAGGUGCCCGUAUCGGAGACUGCUGCCCAAGAAGAGGCGCCCGAGCUUGCACUGACUCCCGACUCUGAGCACGCCAAGCUCUUAAACCAGGUUUUGAAGGAGGUCCAGUCCAUCCAGCCAGACCAAGAGGUUGCAGAGGUUGGUUUUGAGCGCGUGGAGUCGGAGCAGAGCCAGGCGAUGUCAUGGACGCUCAACGGCACCGAGGUGCAAGCGCUUCUCGGGGACACGAGCACUGAGGAUCUACGUGCAGCCGGGGUCGGCGAGGAGGCCAAGAGCCCGCAGGCUCUGAGUGGAUCUCGUACCCAGGACGACCUUGAGAGGCACUUGAAGGAUCUCAUGGCCGGGGCAGACGUCGAACAGGUGGUGACGAAGCUAGCAGAGCCCACGCCAAUGGAGGUUCGGGUUGUGACGGUGUCCCUGUCAGUGCCGGUGAUUUUUCACACAGCACGAAAAAACGUGGUUCGCGGCACCGGCUCAGAGAAGGGCUGUCCCAGUCAUUCCCUCCCUUUUGAUCAACCGCAGAAAGCGAUGUUUAGACUUUUGUCGAUAUGCGCCGGUGCCUAUGCACUGAGUGCUCCUGAGGAUUCUCUUGCGAGGGACGACGAGUGCUCGGACGCCUCUUGCUCUGUGAAUGCCCUUCAGAGCAAAGUGAGCCUGCGUUCGGAGCAGAGCUGCAAAAAUGCAGUGCCGGGUGACGUCUGCUACAGGAACAUCAUGUGGGCAAAGCAGACAGGCAUCCGCCAGCAUCCAAGCUGGUAUCCAGGGCUGACAGCCUCUUCUAGCAACGCUGCCUUCCAGGAGAUCGUCCAUUCACAUUCGCCCGACAAGUGUGCCUUGCCAUGUGCAAACACGGCGGGAUGCCACACAGCUCAGAAAGGCGAAUCGUGCUACAACGACAUCAUGUGGGCAAAGCACACGGGCAUCCGCCAGCAUGCGCAUUGGUAUCCUGGCCUUUCCUCCUCCUCCUCGGAUGCCGAGUUCCAAGCCAGCAUCCACCAAAAGCGCCCUGACAAAUGCCCGGAGCCGUGUAUGGAGCCAGCUGAGGUGCCAGCUGAAAAGCCGGAGGUACCCGAGCCUGCGGCACCUGCGGCACCCGAAGCUGAAAAGCCUGCAGCACCUGCCGAAGAGCCCAUCAUCCCGCCGCAGACUCCAAGUCUCGUGCCCCCACCAGAGAUCGAGGAACCCGAGGAGGAGACUCCCGAGGAGCCCAUUCCCGGGAUUAUCCCGAUGCCAGAGGAUUUGAAGCCAGGGAACGAGCCCCAAAUCAUCAUCCCGGUGACGGAGAAGCCUGCCGCGCAGCCAUCCCCUCCGCCGGCCCAGCAGCCGCAGCAUGAGUCGCACCCGGAGCCGGAGCCAGACAUCAAUCGCUACCCACAGUGCCCUCGCGAGCCUCAGUCCGCCCGGGAGGCCUGCGAGCAGCAGGCGAUCCAGCAGGAACAGCGGGAGCGGGAGGAGCGAGAACGCCAAGAGCGCGAAGAGGACAAGGAGCACGAGCGCAACACCCCGCUGGAUGUGAGGCAUCAGGAGAUCAUCGAAGAGAUUGGGGGUGAGCCAUCAGUAGGUGGAAUUCCAGAGUUUGACGACCCAGACCGCUGCCGACUGGAGGCUGAGAGGGCCGAGGCUGAGCGCCGUCGCCAGGAAGAGGAGCGCCUACUGGAAGAAGAGAGGCUUGCCAAAGAAGCGGCUGAUCGCGCGGAGCGCGAGGCGGAGGAGGCGGCCGAGCGAGAGCGCCUGGAGCGCCUGGAGCGCCUGGCUGCGGCGGAGCGGGAGAAGGCCGCGGCCGAGGCCGCAGCGGCCGCGGCUGCGGCUGCGGAGCGCGAAGCCGCGGAGGAAGCCCGGCGGGAGGCGGAGCGAGCACGGGCGGAGCGCGAAGCCGCGGAGCGCGCGGAGCGCGAGGCGCAGGAGGCGGCGGCGCGCGAGGCGGAUCGACGGAAGCUGGCUUUAGAGGCAUUGUGUGAAGCCAUGGCGAGCCGAAGCAAGGAGCAGAUCGAGAUCUGCCUGCAAACGGCAGAGGUCGGAGUCUCCGGCAAACACUGUGAUUUCAGUCGCUUGAAUCGAACUGGAGCGCUGAGCAUGCGGAAGGAAGACGGGAUCCCGGAGAAGGAGGCGGAGGCUGCUGUGCGGGUGCUUCAUCAGAUCGCCGAGAUGGAGGCGAUCCGCGCGGCGGAGCAUCGCCUGCGUGGAGCCUGUGGCGACGGGGAUCCCGAGGAGAUCGUCCGUGCCAUCGCCCACGCGACAGAGGUGGGUGUGGGACGAGACACCAUAGAUGCGGCCAACGAGACACUCUCCAAGAUCCGAGAAGAGAUCCAGAAGCGGGAAGCGGCCACGAAAAGGCUCCGCGAGAUCCUGCUGAAGCCGUGGCCAAACCCUGAAAGCAGUGAAACUCUGGAGGAGCGCAUCUCCGCCCUUUCCGAGGCAAUCUCGACUGGCAAGGCCUGCCGGGUUCCGCAGGCGGACCUGCAGGCAGCAGCAGAGUCUCUGCAAGUUCUCGAAGGCCUUGAGCGUCGGGAACUCGCCACACAGGCCCUGAUGCAGGCCCUGGAGUCUCAGGACCUCCAGGCCGCCAAGAAGGCCUACAGCCAUGCGAAGGAGUGUGGCCUCUCUGUGGAGGAGCUGGUCUCGUUCGAGCACCUGCUGCGCGACUUGUCUGACGCUUUGGAGCUUGCUGGCGACAAGGAACGGCUGAUGGAGCGGCGUGUUGCCGCUGCAGUGGAGGCGAAGAGCCAGGCAGAACGCAUGGAAUCCUCCGCUGAAGUAGAGAAGAUGCUUGGCGAAGGCGGCGUCAUUUUGGUGCUCAAGGAUGCCAUCCAAGAAGCCAAGAAAGCGCGGCUGGUGAGCAAGGGAGCCAUCGCCAGAGCGGAGGCCGUUGUCCCGGAGACCAUCGCCGAUCUCAAACGCAUCAUUGCUGACAAGCAGCUGAACGAGAAGCGCGUGGCAGAGCAGCGUCUGCGUGGCGAGGUGGAGCUGGUGCAAGAAGCAGGGAUCCUCCAUGUUGGCGUUUUGGAGGGCUUGCGCAACGCUAUUGCCGAAGCCACCCGCUUCAGCGCUGACGUCAGGGAUGCGGAGCAGGUCUUGGCGCAGCUGACGAGAGACCUGGAGAAGAUGACACUGGAGGCCAAAAGCGCACUUUCCCAGGCUUUCGAGUCUCGCAGCCCCGUGGAGAUCCGGAAAGGCAUCUCGGCCUGCCGGCAGCUUCUGCUGAACGAGGAGCAUGCCGGCGCCAUGGUGCAGCUUCGGAGCAUCACCGAGGAGGACAUCGCCUUGGCUCGGAGCGAGCACGACCGAGAGGCCCGUAUGGCCCGAGUUGCCAUCCUGGAGCAGUUCGUGGGAAUUCUCCGGGACAACGGUGACAAGCAGCUGCGGGGAUUCCACAACGACCUUCAGGAUCUGAAGGGCGCGCUCCGUGUCUUUUGCAGGGUCAGGCCCCUGAAUGGGCGAGAGAUCAAGAAGAACGACACAAUCGCUGUGGAGAUCUUGGACGCAUUCACUGUUGCCGUGAGCAAAUCCGAGACCGACAAGCAGACCUUCGCGUACGAUGCUAUCUUUGGUCAAGGUAGCUCCCAGGCGGAUGUCUUCGUGGAGUGCAAGGGCUUGGUGCAGAGCAUGAUCGACGGAUACAACGUGACGGUUUUCACGUACGGCCAAACUGGAGCCGGAAAGACAUGGACGUUGUACGGCUCCGGCGCGGAGCCUGGUCUCUCGCCUCGACUGUGCGAGGAAGUGUUUCGUGUGGUUCACAGAGAUCGAGAGAAGCUCGAGUUCGAAGUACGGGCCUCCAUGAUCGAGCUCUACCUGUCUGACCUGCGCGACUUGCUUUCCAAGAACAAGGAGCCUCCCAAGCUGGAGUUGAAGAGCUACAAGCAGGCAGAUGGCACCGUUGGUCAGCGGCUGGAAGGUGUCACGGAGACGCUGGUGCGCUCAUCCGACGAUCUCGUCAAGGCUAUUCUGAAGCCGGGAUGGGAGGCUUUUGCUUGCCAGGCCUGUGACUUCGAUGUGUGCUCUGCGUGCAAAGAAAACGGCCUUACGAAACCUGAUGCUCAACUGGAGAAGAUGAAGAAAAGGAUUCAUGGCUACACCACCCGACCACGAAGCUAUGCUGACGAGGGCAAGCAGGCAGCAGCUCGGGCCCUGUUGCCGGCAGCUUUCACAGACGGAGCCCACGCGCGUUGGGGGCCAGUGUUGCUUCUGGAACUGCUGAAAUGGUUUAAGUCCGACUUCUUCAAGUGGGUUGACAGCCCUUCCUGCGAACAUUGCUCCACAAAAACCUCGCUGAAGCAUGAAGGCAUGACUGAACCUUGCAAAGAGGAGCUUCGCUACGGAGCGACUCGCGUCGAAGCUUGGCGCUGUGAUGGCUGCCAGUCGUUGGUGAGAUUUCCACGGUACGAUGACCCUGAACGGCUCCUUGAGACUCGGCGAGGCAGGUGCGGCGAGUGGGCAAACUGCUUCACGCUGAUCGCGACCGCUUUGGGCUACCAGGCCAGGCUGGUCGUAGACUGGACUGACCAUGUUUGGACGGAAGUCUGGUACAAUGAUAAGUGGCACCACUGCGACCCCUGCGAAGCUUGCCUUGAUGCACCACUGACCUACGAAGUCGGAUGGGGAAAGAAGCUGACCUACAUAGUCGCCUUCGGACAGCAGGAGGUCGUUGAUGUAACCGCGAGAUACACCCGUGACUGGGGCUCGGUCCUUGCGCGACGCACGGCUCUCUCGGAAGAGCAACUGGCCAAGAUCAUCGAAGACGCGGACUCGCGCUUAAGAGGGCCUCUGCCGAAACCUGCUUGGAGGGAGCAGGAAGAGUCUGAGCUCCAGAGCUGCAAGACGCAGCCGGAGGGCGUUUGCAGUCUUUCAGCAGCCGAGCUCUGUGGACGCACGUCCGGCUCUGCGGAAUGGCGCCAGGAGCGGGGAGAGCUGGGCGCGAGCCUUCCAAUCCUCGAAAGCAAGGACUCCACUCUGAUUCAUCUGAUCGACCCGGGAUGCGUGGAGGCUGUUCCUAGCUGCUCUCGUGCUGCCAAGCUGCUCUCGGGCGCGGCGCUGGGGGAUCUUUCUGGCGUGAGGUGCCUGGAGCUACGAAUGCCGAUGGCAGAAGUGGAGGUCCCGGCUUCUGACAUCGCCCCCGACGCCUUUCUGUCGGAGGAGGGCUUCACGGUAGAGGCCUGGGUCGCUGCUUUGGCGGAGGAGCUACACCCUCUGGCCCAUGCCAAUCCCCUCAUCUCGCGCCACGGCCCGGCAUCAGGCUGGGAACUGCGGCUUUGUGCCACGGGAGCCGUGGUCUUUCUCGUGACCGUCGACGGAAAGCACUGGGAAUUGGAAAGCCCCAGAUGUUGCGAGUGGCGUGGCCAGUGGAUCCACGUGGCUGGGACCUUCGAUGGCGAAGUUUCCCGCGUCUUCGUCGGCAAGGAGAUGCAAGGGGAGCUGCGAGUCGCUCCUUCCAAAGGCACCCGAGUGGCCUUUGAAGGGCCGCUGUGCCUUGGGAGAAAUCCAGCUUGGAAGGACCGCGGCGCCCGAUGUUGGCUUCAUGCGUCGCGCGUCGCGCGAUCCGUCGUGGCGGAGAGUGCCUUUCUGCCCGCGCCCAAAGUGGUGGCCACCGGCUUGGGGAACCGCAAGGUCCGCGCCACGAAGAUGAACGCCGACUCCUCGAGGUCCCACUUGAUGCUGAUCAUCAGCAUGGACGUGAUCGACAAGGAGACCGGCAGGCGGCGCUCUGGGAAGAUCUCGAUCGUGGACCUCGCAGGCUCAGAGCGCCUGAGCAAGAGCGAGGUCACCGGCGAGGCUCAGAAGGAAGCCAUCGAGAUCAACAAGUCCCUGACAGCGCUGGGGGAUGUGAUGAUGGCUUUCGCCUCCAGGGCCAAGCUGAUCCCGUACCGCAACCACAAGCUGACGCAGCUGAUGCAGGACAGUUUGGGGGGCUCGGCGAAGACCUUGAUGUUUGUCAAUAUUUCGCCGUCAUCGUCGAAUACGGAUGAAACCAUCAACUCUCUCAAGUAUGCGUCAAGGGCCAGGUGCAUCGAGAACGAAGUGAAAACGAAUAUGCCGGGCUUGAAGAGCACCGGGCGUUAG